GUGCUGUGGGCUGAGGCGCGCUUCCGCUUCCGGCCGCCAGCGUCUACGCGCUCCGUGCUACGUGUCCCUGGCGUCUCCGAAGGCCGAGGGUAAUCAUGGAUCAGGUAAUGCAAUUUGUUGAGCCAAGUCGGCAGUUUGUAAAGGACUCAAUUCGACUAGUUAAAAGAUGCACCAAGCCUGAUAGAAAAGAAUUCCAGAAGAUUGCCAUGGCAACAGCAAUAGGAUUUGCCAUAAUGGGAUUCAUUGGCUUCUUUGUGAAAUUGAUCCAUAUCCCUAUCAAUAACAUCAUCGUUGGUGGCUGAAUACUUUUUGGAAGAAUCGUCCUGGAGAUUGAUUAACAAGUGAGGGUUUGAGAAGCUCGUGGAGUAAAAAUUUGCCUAUAUAUUUUGUGUUUUUCCCAAGAUUUUUUUAUUUCUAAAUUAAAACAACUUCAAAACAAAA
Lepus europaeus (European hare) is the source of this 441-nucleotide messenger RNA. It is a transcript of the gene SEC61G, whose product is annotated as SEC61 translocon subunit gamma. Gene Ontology annotation, biological process: protein targeting; post-translational protein targeting to membrane, translocation. The record is from RefSeq and is a predicted model, not a curated record. The coding region runs from base 96 to 302 and encodes 68 amino acids. Gene Ontology annotation, cellular component: Ssh1 translocon complex; membrane. Lineage: Eukaryota; Metazoa; Chordata; Mammalia; Lagomorpha; Leporidae. Gene Ontology annotation, molecular function: transmembrane protein transporter activity. The transcript is spliced from 4 exons.